AGAUGCAAGUUCAGAUUCUCCAUGGGCAAGAGAGGCUUAUAACGCAGGUCUCCUGCCUCCUGCACAUGUGCUCAAGCUACUCGGGUACGGGGGAUAAACAUGGAAGGGUCUUUCUCUAGUUAUCCUUUUGUCAUGGAGUUUUGUCUGGCCAGGAUUAGGGACCUGUGCAUGUUGUACAUGGGGGCAUGUGUAGCUGCUAGGCCCAUGCCUGGCCUGCUGUGUAUGCUCCGAAUACACAUGUACACUUACCUGUCUGUCCUGCACAGGUAAUAGAGGGUAACAGCAUCACAAGUUGUGUGUAAGUGCCAAAAAGGCCUCUUGUACAGCUGGAAAAAAUGUUGUUUAAGUGCUCAAAUGAUAAUUGAAUUCUGCCCCUACAGUCACUUAAGUUCUGCUUUAGAUACCUGAAUUGCCUCUUCGGAUCUUACUUCUGCGUCUAGUUUAUGAAUGCUGGCUCUAUACCAGUAACUCUCAGCCAGGGUGCUUUUAAGGGUGCCACGUAAUAUUAGUACUGCUAAGCGUGCAAACACCAACACGUGAGUCGCAAGAUAAGUCCUGCAAUUUCAGAUAGGAAUCCAUGGUGUCAGAAACACUCGGACCUGGUGUGCCCACAGAAGAAUUGCUCUGUUAUUUUUCCAGUCAAGAAAUGAAUGAAAGCUAAGAGUUACCAUCUUUUGAGGGGUGCCUUGAGUCUAAAAAAGUUUGGGAGCCACUGCUUUAUAGCUUACAAGAGCCUUGCUAAGAUUGGUAUAUUCCUUUGAAGCAGAAUGUCUUCUAAUGGGUGGUUUUGUGUAGGAAUCUGCAUCUUGCACAUAUGUUGCAUUGACCACUCACACACAGGGACUUGCACAUGGAUAGGCCUGCCUACAUGUGUCCAUGCACAUGCACAUACAUCCAUACAUUCCUUCAAACAGUCUUGGAGGGUCCUUCAGUGGUUACAAAUGCAUUCCCUGCCGCACUCAGCCUAGGGGGGUCUUCCUAUUUUUCUCCCAUCAGCGGUGGGCUAGCACUGGGGACAGUAUACAAACUAAAUCAAUUAGAUUAAAUUGAUUGUUUAUCUUUUCUAACAUCCUUAACAACACUGAUUGGCAAUAUGUUUAAUUCAAGGAAGGAUUAUGCAAAAAACAGCCCCCAAAAUCUUGGCAGCCCUUGUACUCACUUUAUGAUUUCUUUUUUCAGGCUCAGAUCGCCUCCAUCAAAGGAGCGGUAGGAAAGUAAAGUUCUAAGAUCGCUCUCUUGAUCCCGACUGGAAGAAACGGAGUCCAGUAAGAGCAAAGAGUAAAGAUGGCUGAAUUUACAGGCUACAAGGAAACUUCUAAUCGCCAUCUACGCUUCAAGUUGCAGAGUCUUGGCCGUCGUCUUGAUGAACUAGAGGAAGCGACAAAAAAUCUCCAGAAAGCUGAGGAUGAGAUUCUGGAUCUCCAGGACAAAGUUAUCCAGGUAGAAGGCAGCAAUUCUAGCAUGCUGGCUGAUGUUGAAGCACUGCGAAAAAGAGUGCUGAAAAUUGAAGGGAAGGAUGAAGAAAUCAAGAAAGCGGAAGAGCUCUGUCGGCUGAUGAAAGCAAAACUAGAAGAGGAGGAAAGUCUCACCCGUGAGCUUAAGUCAGAAAUCGAACGACUUCAGAAGCGAAUGGCAGAGCUGGAAAAGCUAGAGGAAGCUUUUGGCAGGAGUAAGAAUGACUGUACUCAGCUGUGCUUGAGUCUCAACGAAGAGAAGAAUUUGACCAAAAAAAUCUCUACAGAACUGGAAAUGUUUAGGGUGAAAGUAAAAGAACUUGAAACCUCUGAAGACAGGUUAGAUAAAACGGAACAGAGUUUAGUAAGUGAGUUAGAAAAACUGAAAUCUUUAGCUCUGAGCUUUGUUAAUGAAAGAAAACACUUUAAUGAAAGAGAAAAGCAGAAUGAGAAAAUCAUUCAAGAACUAACGCAAAAGCUUGAACAAAAUAACAAGCUAAACAGAGCUGAUCAAACUAGAAAUGCAUCAAAUUUGCUAGAAAGGUCAUCACACAGUCUUCUGGAUAGAAAUGACCUGAGAAUUGAAGAUGACUUGACUUCUUCGUUGGCUUCCAAAGAAGCCAGAAGAAAGGGAAGCUUAGAUUACCGAAAGCACGUUGAAAAUGAAACCCGGAAUAAAUCAGAAAAUCAAAAGAAUAAAAAUCAAGAAGACAAUAAAGUGAAGGACCUGAACCAAGAAAUUGAGAAAUUAAAAACUCAAAUUAAGCAUUUUGAAUCUUUAGAAGAAGAACUUAAAAAAAUGAAAGCCAAAAAUAAUGACCUUCAAGACAGUUAUCUGAGCGAACAGAAUAAAAACAAGCUCUUAAUAGACCAAUUAGAAGAAAUUAAAAUGCAAAUCAAAAAACAGAAAGACCUGGAGAAUGGAGAGGUGGAAAAUGAAGAUACGAGCUUCCCUGGCAGAGUCCGACACGACAAGUCUAAAUGCAGAGGUAUCGCAGCCGAGCUAUCGGUUGCAAAACACAAGUCACGGGAGCUUUCGCCACAGCAUAGACGUGAGAGGACACGGAACAGGGACUUCUCCUUUAAUAAUAACAAUUAUCUGCAAAGCAGCAAGCAAGUUUCCAGUCCCAGUUUAACCAGCAUGAGAGCGACAAAGGCAUCUAGUAAAUCUGCUCUGUUGGACACUGCGGUUGCCGAAACAAAAAGAGUGGAUCCACAAGACAGAUCAACAAUUUCUACAUACUUCUCCGUGCAGAAAGAUGUUCCACAGAGCGAAGGGAGGAAAUCAAGAGAGCAGCCCUCUGUCCUGAGUCGAUACCCCCCUGCUGCGCACGAGCAGAAAGCUUGGAGGAUGUCUUCGAAACCUGGGAAUGAAAGCGGGCUGAAGACUAAGGUUGAAAAGCCGUCUCAAACAGGUAGCGAUAUUUGCCACAGUACUUCUGAUGUGCUUAAUGAAAAACCCAACAAAGGAGAAACAUCUGUGUUUUUGGCAGAAAAAAUUAAGAUAACUCAGUUGGAGACAUCUGAUCACUGCGUGGAGACGGUCUUUACCAAAAGUACCCAUGCAGCACCCAAUGGAACAGGCUUUUCACGGAGAUGCCAUCUUUCUCCCCAACUGCCAGCAGAUGAACCCAGUAGCUCGAAAGCAGAAGCAGCAGUGCCCUCUGCUCUGUCUCACAGGCAGCCCUUGGAAGGGAAAGCUAAAAGGACAGUCAACUCCCAGGAUAAAGAAUUUGCAGACGCUUUACUUGAAAAUGCAAAGCCUUCAGUUCUCAUGAGGCACUCGCACAACUCAAAAAGCCAGGAAGACAUUAUACAGAAUCUCACAGCUCUGGACAAAGAAGAACCGAACCAGAGUGCAGCCUCGAUAAGCGAUCUCACAAACAUCGGUCUGAAAUCAGACCCCUUGAGAUCCAAAGCCGUUAAACCAACGAGCGAUGAGAAACUUUAUCCAAAUGAGGAGAUAGGCAAAAGUAUGAAAGCUAGCAGCCAGCCAGAACUAGAGCCAAGAAAAAGACCUAAUUCCAGAGACUUUCCAAGCUCCAGAGGACUAUUUAGAUCGUCUAUCUUUGAAAAUGAUAACAGUACUGGAAAUGAAGAAGAAUCCACCAAACCCAUCAAAAUACCUUCAGAUGCCACCAGCCUCGGAUUGAAAUCCAGAAGGUCAUUCAGCCCUAGAGAAGCCCUGAGAUCCAAAGCCGUUAUUAAGCCUGUAAUCAUUGAAAAGGACAUGAAAGAAGUAAUGGGAGGCACUGGGUCUGAAACAGUCUCUGAAAAACAGAAACCUGUCUUUAAAACCGUGACAAAUAAAAUGACAAGUAGCAUCACCAUCUUCCCCUCUGAGCCAGCCGCUCCAAAAGCCACCACAAAUGAGGCAACAAAGGAAAGACAUACUUCUACUAGCAAUAUUAGGGUUGCUCCAAGCGAGCUGCCAUCAGCAACAAAUAACAUCAGCACACCUUUCGAGAUCUCACUCAGCAAGAGCGACAUUGCUUUGAAAUUAUGUGAGGCGGAGAGAACGAGGGACUCGGCUCUGAGAAACAAAGCUGAAACGCUCGUUUCGAGAAGCAGCAUUAUGAUAAGGUCUUCUGAAUCCAUUGAGAAGAACAACAGCGAGCCACCAGCGGAGACAAUCAGCUGGAAGAGUCACAGGUCAUUAGAAACUCUCUCACCAGAGUCGAAGCACGUCACUGUGAGAAGUGCCUGGAGGACGAGGCAGGGCAUCCAUUCUUUCGAGGACUCUCCGUCCAAAGUGGAAAAAAGAAUAACUUCCACUAUUACAAAUACGAUCAAGUCAUCGUCAGACCUCUCUCAGACGGAAGGGACCAACGAAAGGAUAAACUCAUUUGAGCAGAACUCGAGAAGGGCCAGCGCCACCACUAAUUCUUGGAGCACUCCCGAGUUAGGCUCUAGAAGGACCAAAAGUAGCUUAAGUGCAUCCGAGCUGCUCACGCACAGGAGCUACAUCACGGAUCCCAUGACAGCGUGGAGUCCUACUGCAUUACCGGAGGAGAAUAAAGAUCUUAUACGCAGCUCCAGAGGAAAACAAUAUGGCUCUUCUGACCAGCUCUCUCAAGCUGACACUCCAGGGAGGCGGCCAGCCUCCAAGACAGACCUGCAACAGGAUGCAGAUCUUCAAGCACAGACAGGCAGUAAGACAGAGGAACAGGGUAUUUCUCGCUCCUGCCGGAUGACCUCUAGGAGAUGAACUUCAUUUCUUUCCACCAAACAACCACUCCAUUUCGUGGGGCAAGAAACAGGAUGUUACCAGCUGCAUGGAUGUCAUUCCUGGCCUGUAAACUCCUCACUGUGAGCCUGGAACCUGUUUUCUAAUGUGAUUUGUGUGGGACAGAAGUUUUACCAGCGAAAUUUCCUCUGCUGCCAGGGAGGAUGCUACGGAGACUUCACUCAGGGGAAUCCCACUUUGUCUCUGUGCCCAAGACUGGAAUUGUCUCUGUGGGACUACAGCCCUGUCUCCAUAGGGGAACCCUUUUGGAUGUAUAACCAUUGCUUCUACACCAAGCUGUGGUACUUGCAGGAACUCAAGCAAACUCUCCUUAACCACUUUUAUUUAGAAAAAGAUGCCAGAGCCACCCUAGCGACCACGAUGUAGCUGCUCUUCACAGCAGCGCAACACACCUGGAUUUCUACAAGAAAUCUCAGCUUCCUCCAGGUGUGGAAGAGUUGGAGUUUGCAUUAUUCGUGAUCUGCCUUUGCUAUUGCUCCACCUCUCCAAGGACAGAUUACAGUGAAGCCAAGACAUGAGACUGGGCUACAGUCAGACCUUGCAGCAGAAAAGCAUGUGAGCUCCCAACCCUCUUAACUGAUAUUUAGAAGGAAACACUUUUCCCCAGAUCGCAUCACUCAAAUGUUGUAAACGGCUGUGCUGGGCAGGAGCAAGAAGAAUAUUGCUUAAAAGUAGCUUCUUCCCGAUCCCUCCCGCACCUGCUGCGACAGUCACUGCAUAACUCAAGAUCCACAUUUCAUCGGCCAGGUUUUACAAUAUGGGACCAUUUGUUUGAGCCAAACAAGACAGCAAUACUCAUCCUAAUGCAAUGUUAUGCUGGGUUGGACCUGGGUGCCUUUUGGCCAGAGCUCUGUGUUCUCCCACCCCCAAGUCACCAGCUCUGCCUCCCAGCUUCAGCUCCUGAACACUGCAUUUAACAUCCUACCCUCAGGGGGCUACACAACCCCCUCACCACCCCUCCCAAAGCGGGUUUUUUUCCUUCGAAAAGGUGAGUGAAAUGCACAGCGGAGCUGAAUCCUGUGCUCAACUUGGAUCCAUAAUGCUCAGGCUGCUUUGGGGCAAACCUGCGCCCCUCCCCACAACCCCUCUCCCAUGUCUCUCUGUGGUCUAUGCCUUCAGCGGGGCAGGGAAGAGGAAGGGAACGCACUGCACUGGUCGGGGGUAGGAGCACAAAGUCCACCAAAGCCCAGCCAGCACAAACUUCCUCCAGGACUGUGCUAAUGAUGAGGCCUGUGCAAAGCUGCCAGCUCAACAAGGAGCAAGCAUCUCUCCUGCAAAGCCCUGUUGCCUGCAGCUGUGCAGUCUGGUUUUUGGGAAAGUGAUAGAUGGGGAUUCAUAGGUUGGCCUAUGGGAACAGGAGAGCUACCCCUUCUCCCCAUCCCCAUACCUGUCCCAACACUUCUUUUUGCCUGUCAGGCAUAGCUGCUGCCCCUGUAGAAGAUCACCUGAGGGUCCUGCAGCCUCGGGGUAUCAAGACAUAACGGGGAAGGAACAAUAGGAUAAAACCCAUCCCUUUUGGAUCCACCCAAUUGCCAUGCACUGUCCUAGGAGACAUGGAGUAGCUUGGUCUGGUGGCAGCCAGAUACGGUUUAGUCUUCCUCUGAGCUCACAGCCUAGCAUGUCCAGCACUGCCGCCUCUCACCCAGCACAGGAACAUUCCUGAUUUGCUCCUUAGCGCUGUAGUGGGGAAGGCACGCUUGUCUUCUUGCCCCUGUUCAGCCUGGCCCAAUAAGGAUGGCAGGGCCUACUUUCAAAAGGGGUCUGAGCUGCAAGUCAUCGGGGCCAGGGGAGGAGGGUGAUCUGCUACAAACUCUGGCUAAGUAACUUAAGGCUUUCCUGUGAUAGGGGUGUAGGUCAUAGCCGUGUUGGUCUAAGGACAUAGGCAGACCAGGUUCUUUGGGUGAAACUGGUAUCUUUUAUUAGACCAACUUAAAUAGCUGAAAAAAAAAAUUGAGCAAGAGUUUGGAUUUAAAAACUCUUCAUCAGGCUGAGGAAUCCUCUGCUGUUUGUGUGGGCUCCUCCUGGAUGGCAUGAAUAGUAAAGCUUGGCACAUGGGGCAGUUUAGCUCUCAGAUACAGGCCUGUCUGCCACAGGGCCCAGCAGCUGUUCGACUACCUCCUUCACCUCCUGUAGCUUGCCUCGUGCUUCCCAGUAAGAUUGCAUCCCCUUGCAUCUCACACCACUCCCCCAGAGCUAGUGGGGAUGGGCUCUCAACAUAGGCUAACACAGAUCUUACUUGGCAGUUCCCAGGUGGUGGGCUCUGGGCUUUCAACUCCCAGUUACAUAGCUGUGGCUUGAUUGUAAGGAAUUAUUUUAACAUCAGCAGUGGUGCCAUCUGCAGCAGCUGAAUGAAUGCCUUACUAAGCCAUCAGCCACAUUGGAGCUUCUGACCCAUCUCUAUCUGCAGGCAGGACCUUCCCUGUUUGAUGCAACAGCUGCUGAGCGGUUUUACUGUAAAUACUCAGGGCUAGAGCUUCAAAGGCUGCUGGGCACCUUUUAGUGUCCGAUUCCACCUUUGUACACGCCAUUGAUGUUCUCCCCACCUGGCUGCUGCCUAACCUCCAAAAGUGUCUAUAUUUUUGGUGGCCUAGGCAAUGCUUUCUAAGCGUUGAUGCUGCACAACGAAGGCUGUGUAGGGCACUAGCAGAAGCCGAAGACAGUAUAGUUCAAUGUUAGGUGACUUGAUAGCGGCCCACAAAUAUGUCAGAGGUGAACGCCAGGAUUUAGGGGAGCAGCUCUUCAGGAAGGCACUUCAGGGGGGGAUGAGGACCAAUGAGCAUAAGCUAAUAGAGGGUAAAUUCAGGCUAGAUAUAAAGAAAGGACUUUUUCUCUGUAAGGAUCACCAGAAUCUGGGACACACUCCCAGCAGAGGUGGUGUGAUCACCUUCCUUAGAGGUGUUCAAGAUGGGGCUGGACAGGUACCUUGUUGAGCUCACCUGAGCCCAGUAACUUCCUGCCCAUAGCAGGGGACUGGACUUGAUGAUCUUACAGGUCCCUUCCAGUUCUGUGGUUAUUCCCUAUCUUGCCAGUGGGGACCCAAUGCCAUCUGAAUGCUCUAAGCAUGACAAACUGCAGGGUACCAAAAGCUGGAAGGACAGUAUAGCACUUGCCCAAAAUACAACCAGAAAAGGAAGUAAAGAUGUGUGACGGUAGUGAGUUGAACCCCCAUCUCCCAUGUCCUGGGUGAGCCUGUAGCUCACUCCAUGAAUAUACAAGUAUGGGCGCCUCAGCUCAGAACACUGUAUGGCCAGGCCUUCGGCUACUUCCCUGUGACAUGGCAAACUUGGGUUUAACCAAAUCAGGCAAGGAGGAAUAUGAACCUGGCUGUCCGUGUAUGCCCAGUGAAGACUAGCUGGCUAGCUGGAUUCUUGUGUUACAUCAAGAAAUGAACAUGAGCUCCCCAAGCAGCUGACUCCUGAUUUCAGGAGGGGUUCCUGGCUGAGGAGCCUGAGCAGGGCUGGCACUUGUUUGGCUACAGAAAUGUGUUGCCUGGUGCUUCUGGCUGAAGACAAAGUUAGAUAUCUGCACACCCCACAGUGCAUUUCUAAGGAUCACUUCCUUAGGCACCUACCUCUUCUUGCAUAGUUUAUGGGGAGCCUGGAGUUUAACUUUGGGUUCAGGCAUCCAAUACUUGGCUGCUAGGGCACCUAGGGGAUGGUCCCUGAACACAGAAAGCCUCGCAUCUCUUUGAAGAUCCAGCCUUCUGCUAUGUUGCCAUUCCCACAGGAAAGGAGUGGAAUCAGUCCCGUAGCUACUGAGUGGCUUUCACCUGCUAGCAGGUCAUUGGGAUGGGCUGGGUCUGUACUCGUGGCACAGAGGUCAGACUGAGCAGAGCCCUUGAACUGUCAUUCCACGUCUUCCUGUUUAGGGCCAAGUACCUAAACACAGGCUCCCUGGCUCUUUUCACUCCCUUCUUCCUUUCCAGCAGUCUGAGCCUAGUAUACCAGUAGCACAGCUCUUCCUAAGAGAAUUCAUUUCAUUCCUUACUGGGGAAGCUUGGACUUUGUAGUCACCAGGCUCUGCUUGUGUGGUCGCCAGGCGUACUUGUGUACAGCCUCGCACAAGCUUAUCUUCAUUGCCCAGGCCCAACAGCCUCCCAGCACACCCCAAACAUAUCUGAUAUUAGGAAGUAAAACAGUGCAAGCCCCCAGAGCAAACGUGAGCCUAUCUGUUACUCAAAAUAGUGUCACAGUUGUUACUGGAACCCGUUCAUAGCCAGCAUCAGCAGCCUUUCAGCUGUACACCUGAGAGGACCAAGAGUACUGAUGUCCUCUGCAAACACAACAGGGGCUUCCCACAAAAAAACCCGGCAGAAGCCCACACAGUGGAGUUGCGGCUGUCUUGGCACUGGAAGAGAUGAGCAGGAAUGAACUUGCCUUGGGUUACUCUGGCCAGUAAUUCAGGCUGUUCACACUAUGUUACAGCACAUGCUCUGGAUUCCUAUUAUACAGCAACACUAUCAUUUCCAUUCGCUGGUUGUAAAUAAUGAAUGUUGAUAUCCAUCUUUAAUGGUAGGCUGUGGGUUAUCUUAUUAACACAUGUGAGAUUACAUCCAAGAUAAACCCUCCUAAAAAACCUAAAGGGGCCAAGACCCCUGACCCUGAGUGCAAUAGGAGCUGAUUGUAUUAUUAAACUAAUAUUAAGGAUUUCAGGAAAUAUACUGUAUUUUACUCAAAUUGCACACUUUUUAGAACAGCUGUAAAAUAGAGUAUAUUUGUAAAUAUUGUCAUCAUAGGGGAAAUUAUGUUUGUAAUUCUAGGAUAUAAAUAUGACGGGGUUUCCAUAGAUUUGUUAAUGCUGAGAAUCUGCAUGAGACAUUCAGAUAAUUCCAAAGCUGUAAAUGUAUGUGCUGACUGUGGGAGCAUGUAACUGCUCUGUCUCUUCUCCCAAGAAAAACACUUGAAGAGAGACUGGGUCCUUUGUACAUAGACAAUGCCUUCCAACCUUUUUGCAGAACUAGUACUUACCUGGGGAACAUUUGUCCUGCCAUGAAUGCCCAGGUCUGGUACCUAAAGCAGGACAGUUGGACUACAGGAUUCAGAAGCUGCCCCUUUCAGCUUCCUUCAUCUUUGAAAAUGAAACUGGAGUAACCCUGGGGAACAGCGAGCAGGAUGUUGUCGUUCUUCAACAGCUUGGACAAAUGGUCCAUAUUUACAAUGUCCACAUCAGUCCCUGCCACAGUAUCUCAGCACCAAAAACUGUCAGUUUGCAGUGCAUUUGACAACCAAGAGAGGUGGUCUCUGGUGCUGCAGAAUAUCUCGUUAGAGAAGAGGGAAACACAGAGCAUGGGAUAAGUUUCUACAGUGGUUUCCACAAGUGUUUGUAUCCACAGUUGACCCCCAGGUAUAUUCAAAUAAAGAGAAAUACACACUGGUGCCACCUUUAAUAUAGUAAACCCCACAUUCAGCCCCCACGUGCACCAACGGAGAAGAGACCACUUACUACUCCAAUUUCAGCCUCUGCUGUAUUACCCUAGAGGAGGUAAAGUGUAAAGAUGCUGCUUUACAGGGGUCUGCAGGGUCCCUGCAUCAAGGACCAAAGGGAUCACCUAAGCCUUGGUUCUCCAGCAUGUAGUGCAGCUGUCUGCAUUAGGAAGGCUCCUCUGCUUUCCUGCCAUUCAACACUUAAGCACUCCAGAUUGCGUGGAAUGUAUUUUUGAGAAAGGAAAUAUAUUUUUUGUAUUUGCAGAUACUUGAUUGGGCUGGAGGAGCUGGGUCCAGCCAUCGUGUACAGGCAGAUAAUAAACAAAAGUCUCUUAGCUUCAUUUACACACCUUCCAUUUACUGCGAGUCCAAUUCAAGAUAAUUUUGAGGUUCUAGGAUUCCCUGUGCCCCUAAACCAAACUCUGCUCUAGAUAAAGCACGAGAGCUACCAGAACUGUCCCUGACCCAAACAAAGAGCUCCCUAUCUAAGCAUGUUCAGUAAGGGAAACCUACUCUUUCCUCCCCGAGCUGCCCAAACACUGGAUACAAAUGGUGCUCUCCCAUCGUUACAGUGCUCCUAAUCUGCAUGGCAAAAGUAAACCGUCUGUCUGCAUGUAUCUCCUGACUUGAACGCUGUCAGCUCUACAGUAUGUAACCAAUAAAACUAUCCCUUUGUA
This is a messenger RNA of Alligator mississippiensis (American alligator), 10801 nucleotides long. RefSeq names its product leucine zipper protein 1 (gene LUZP1). The record is from RefSeq and is a predicted model, not a curated record. NCBI's taxonomy places the organism in Eukaryota, Metazoa, Chordata, Crocodylia, Alligatoridae. Bases 1285 to 4662 code for a protein of 1125 amino acids. The transcript has 3 exons.